Messenger RNA from Acipenser ruthenus (sterlet), 2220 nucleotides. RefSeq lists its product as uncharacterized. The coding region runs from base 181 to 819 and encodes 212 amino acids. Gene Ontology annotation, cellular component: extracellular region. Gene Ontology annotation, molecular function: cytokine activity; growth factor activity. The transcript has 5 exons. The record is from RefSeq and is a predicted model, not a curated record. Gene Ontology annotation, biological process: SMAD protein signal transduction; BMP signaling pathway. NCBI's taxonomy places the organism in Eukaryota, Metazoa, Chordata, Actinopteri, Acipenseriformes, Acipenseridae.
CCCUUAAACACAACUCUGGAUUCAGUAAACCAUAAAAGGGCAUUGCUUCAUCCUUUAGACAUCGCUAAGGAGACCGAGGGUCCUUCUCAGAAACUGCUGCACUGGACUUUUUCACACUUGGAGAUAUUUUCAUUGAGGCUAGCUGAGAUUGGAGAUAUUCGUUACCUGACCACAAGCCUCAUGAUGACACUGCUGCUGUUGUCAGCUGUUUUGUGCUUGGGCACUGCGCUGGGAAUGGCUUUCAUUCUGCCGUCAUCUCCGGAACCUGCAUCAGGAAUAGCCAGCUGUAAGGAGCAGUUGCUGCAGGAUGCCAAAGGAAUGCUGCUGGUUGCUUUAAACCUGGAGCAUGAACCCCACAUGAAGCUCCAAGAAAUGAGCCAGUUCAGGGCUGCCUGGAAGACAGGACUGAGGGCAAUUUCCCCAAAUUCAAACAACUCUUCAGAAGCUCAAAGCCCUGGUUCUGUCAGUGCUGCAGCAGAGAAUGAAACACAGAGCACAACAGGGUGCCACUGCUGCCAGAUCACAUCCCAAAUCUUCAUCGCCGAUCUGGGCUGGGACUCGUGGAUUAUUUAUCCAGAGAACUUCACCUACACAGAGUGUGUGGCCUGCACACACAACGGGGGAAAGACAUGGCAACACUGCAGGCUGGAAACCCCCUCCAGCAAACUCCACCUCCCAGAGGUUAAGUGCUGCUCGGCUGUGGAAGAGGUGUGGCUCCCAUUUGUCUACAUUGGUGACAAUUCCUCCCUGGUAACCAGCAAUGUUCCACUAACGCAGAAGUGUGGCUGCCAGCCAGAGCAUCAUCCUGAUCAGAAGUGAAGGAGCCUCUAUUAGCCUCCUCAGUCUCUGCAUUUUCAUCCCCAAGUAAUGGACUGGCCGUUUCAUGUCAAUACUAAGUCUGUCAGUUGGGUAGUUUUAGGAACUAUGUCCUGAAUACUUUUAAAGGACGUGUCUCUCUAUUUACACCGAUUCGGCAGUUUGGUUACGACUGCCACAUCAUACAUGCAGCAUUAGGAGUUUAGAAAUGCAAAAAAAAACUUAAAUUCAGUGACAAACUUUUUGACUAGAAGUCUUUCUUUCUAAAUGUUUUUAAAUUCAGCAAUACUGAUUGUUAUAUAGUAAUGGAUGGUACCACAUUAGGGGUUAAAACAUUAUAUAAAGAUUUUUUUGGAAAGAUUUAUUACAAUUUGGUUUUGUGCACUGGUUUUGCACUCCAAAAAUAAAAAUAACUCAAUACUAUUUCAAGGACAGGAUAACCUUUUACUAAAACUGUUCAAAACUUAACUCAAUAAUUGUUUAUUACCCCAAAACUAAGUGUACUGCCCUAUUGUUCUCGCUACUUCCAGGCAGUGUAUUUGCCAGCAUGCAAAUGUUUCAUAAUAAAUCCCUGGAAUCAAUAGAAGUUUUCCCCUUGAGGGUAUUUGGAACUGAAAUUCACAUCUGGUUUGAGUUUUAGUUUCCAUCCUUGGCACAGGUUCAUCCAGCAGAUGGAUCUCAGUUACAGGCUUGAGAGGAACAUUGUGUUUCCGGUUUCCAAAGCAGCUUAUAUCAAACUGAUUUCCAUCUUCAAAGUUUUUCAAACUGCAGUAUACUCUUUAUUUUAUUGUAGAAAGUAGUACUAUUUUAGCAGGAAACGGAACACAGUUUCAAUUCAGUUGGGUUAAGAAACAGGGAAGACUACUGAUAUAAUUUUAGUUUUUGUUCUUACUAUUUUGAAAUUAUAAGCAGAAUUAAUUCCAUGGGUACAUUUUCUGUGGAAUUAAACAGCAGCAACAGCAUACAAUUAGCAAGGUGAGGUUCCAUGAAUAGUUCUGAGAUGUUUUUGUAUACUGCAAAAAUGAUUUUGUUCCUCUCUGAAAAUGUGCUUUUUCACUUCAAAAAAGGCCAUGGUAAAACUUCACCAAGUCAGCUGUGCCAUGCAUUUAUUAUUUUAGUAUAAAAAUUGCUAACAUUCCUGAACACAAUUUUCAACAUGUCCUCACAGUCCUUGAGUUCUCUUAGUAGUACCUUGUAACCCAUUCCAUGUUGUCCUUGAAUUAGCUUUGUUGCUCAAAUGCAAAAUUGUCUUUUUGAAGAACUAAACAAAUUGUCAAGCUUGUAGUUGAAUUCACAUAUAGCGCUGUAUACUAAUGUUGUUAUUCUGUUGAAAUAUGUUCUGCCUUUUUAUCUGUCCAUAUCUCCUGUAUUUACAGUUUAAUCAAAUAAAAGCUUCAGAAUCUA